UUUAGCCGGCGAUAGUGCGCUGCAGGAAGUUGGUGCGCAAGAGUCAGCUGACAGUCUGGGUUAUUUAUUUGUUUAAAGAAACAGGAUUUAGUGUUUCUGUGUUUUAAUAAAACAAUGUUGCGUCCCAAAGCCCUCACCCAGGUUCUGAGCCAGGCGAACACUAACGGAGUGCAGAGCACGCUCUUGCUGAAUAACGAGGGCUCCCUGCUGGCGUACUCCGGGUACGGCGAUACCGAUGCCCGGGUCACCGCAGCCAUAGCCAGCAACAUCUGGGCCGCGUACGAUAAGAACGGGCACCAGGCUUUCAACGAGGACAAGCUGAAAUUCAUUCUCAUGGACUGCAUGGAGGGUCGGGUGGCGAUCACAAGAGUAGCCAAUCUGCUGCUGUGCAUGUAUGCCAAGGAGACGGUGGGCUUCGGCAUGCUCAAAGCCAAGGCAGAAGCUUUGGUAAAAUACCUGGAGGAACCGCUGACUCAGGUGGCAGCUUCGUAGGGGGAAGGAAGUGGCUGCCGCACCGCUGGAUGGAUUUCCUUUUGGAAGUCUGGGAAGGGCACCAGGGGAUAAUCCGAGGACAGCAAUAUGACAGAGCCUGGGAUAAACCAAGGACAGCACUAUAACAGCACCUGCCUGCCUCUCUCUGUCUCCACAUCUAACUAUAUUAUAUACAAUAGCACAGGCCAGCCAGUGAACGGUGACCUCUGCUUCUCCAGCAAGCACUGAGCCGUCUCCCAAGUGUUUUCUGAAAACACACACUGAUGGAGGGGCAAUGUAUUAAUAACCCUAUGAAACCGCCUGCUUGCUGUCCUUGAAUAGAUGAGCGUCCUGCUAGUGCAGCAGUACCUCCAAAUAAUAUCUGCUUGCUUGUCAGUGUCCAUUAAAGAAAUUGCUCACUACAGGAGAGCUACCCAAGGUAUUUGAUCCUGUUCAACACAUGCCUUGUGUUUGAUAUACUGUAUGUGUCUGUGUGCAAAGAGAAGUCAAUAAAAAGUGUUUGCAAAAUGCUUUAUCAGAGGAGAUCCGCUGGUUCUUAGUAAGACACUCAUCUGUGUUCCACAAACCUCUUUCAGAUUCCAGCGUUCACGGGAAAUAAACUGAUCAAGAUAUUUUGAUAAUGUUUUAGGAUUGUUUUCUUCUGUCUAUUCGGCUGGCACUGAAUAGAACAGCCAAAGUGUCUUUAUAUUAGUGAGCGCUAGCGCUAUCUAGUGCACAGCUAGUGUAUUGCCAGCAAAACAAAAGGAAAUUGGAUGCAUAGUGGCAGACCACAAGAUGGCGCUGGCUCAUUUCUAUAAAGACACUUUGGCUGAUCUCACCUGCAUGUUUGGCAGACAACUGGAACCGAAGAGCAGUUCCUGGACUCAGAGUCAAAAUGCAGACUUAAAUACCUGCGAUGAGAGCCACUUGGAAAGAUUGCAAACAUCAUGAACUGAAGAGGGAGCAGCAACACUGUUCUAGUGUGUAAUACAGGCUGAUACAUUUAGAGGGCUGGUAACAGUUGUGUUAAGAUUUUGUGUUAAGCCUGGCCUGGACUGGAGGGAGCACCCUUUCUCUUAGGGGGUGAGGGAGGGAACAGAUCAGUCUCCAUGCCUCACGCUUGUCCGUUCUCUUGUGUGUUGUACUUUCUCUGUACCUUUAUAGUGUUUCAGACUGAUAAAAAAGAUAACAGAAAUGUAUCCAGCUUCACAAUGAAAAGGGAGCCGAGGAACUCAUUUAAAACCGUUUCUAGUUUUUUUUUUUUUUCCUCUUCCUGAUUGUGAGUCAUCACUUUGCCAAUAAAUAAGUUGCAAAACC
This is a messenger RNA of Polyodon spathula (Mississippi paddlefish), 1788 nucleotides long. RefSeq names its product late endosomal/lysosomal adaptor, MAPK and MTOR activator 2 (gene lamtor2). Gene Ontology annotation, cellular component: Ragulator complex. Gene Ontology annotation, biological process: positive regulation of TOR signaling; cellular response to amino acid stimulus. The coding region runs from base 115 to 492 and encodes 125 amino acids. NCBI's taxonomy places the organism in Eukaryota, Metazoa, Chordata, Actinopteri, Acipenseriformes, Polyodontidae. The transcript has 4 exons. Gene Ontology annotation, molecular function: molecular adaptor activity; guanyl-nucleotide exchange factor activity. The record is from RefSeq and is a predicted model, not a curated record.